Messenger RNA from Brassica oleracea var. oleracea, 1236 nucleotides. Its product is annotated as ubiquitin fusion degradation protein 1 homolog. Lineage: Eukaryota; Viridiplantae; Streptophyta; Magnoliopsida; Brassicales; Brassicaceae. Gene Ontology annotation, molecular function: polyubiquitin modification-dependent protein binding. The transcript has 10 exons. The coding region runs from base 103 to 1071 and encodes 322 amino acids. The record is from RefSeq and is a predicted model, not a curated record. Gene Ontology annotation, cellular component: VCP-NPL4-UFD1 AAA ATPase complex.
AAGUUUACUUUGCUUCGGUGUUGGGUUCAUCAAUUGUUCUCUCUCUAUCUCUCUCUCAGGUUGAAAGUUGGGUGUCUGCGUUAUUUAUCUACCACCUAAACUAUGUUUUUCGACGGAUACCAUUACCAUGGAACCACCUUUGAGCAGACUUACCGUUGCUAUCCUGCAUCUUUUAUCGACAAGCCCCAAAUUGAAAGUGGUGACAAGAUUAUAAUGCCACCAUCAGCCCUUGACCGUCUCGCCUCUCUGCAUAUUGACUAUCCAAUGCUGUUUGAGCUUCGUAAUGCUGGAAUCGAACGUGUUACACACUGUGGAGUCCUCGAGUUCAUUGCUGAAGAAGGCAUGAUUUACAUGCCAUAUUGGAUGAUGCAGAAUCUGCUGCUGCAAGAAGGAGACAUUGUGAAAGUCAGAAACGUCACUCUUCCAAAGGGAAUCUAUGUUAAGCUACAGCCGCACACUACGGACUUCCUGGAUAUAUCUAAUCCGAAAGCCAUCUUGGAGACUGCUUUGAGGAACUACUCAUGCCUAACCACUGGGGAUAGCAUUAUGGUUCCAUACAACAAUAAGAAGUACUUUAUAGAUAUAGUUGAAACAAAGCCUGCUAAUGGAAUCAGCAUCAUAGAGACAGACUGUGAGGUUGAUUUUGCACCUCCCCUUGAUUACAAGGAGCCUGAACGUCCCAAAACAGCACCUGCUGCAGCUAAGGGUCCGGCAAAAGAGGAAGUUGUGCCUGAACCUGAGCCAAAGUUCAACCCUUUCACGGGAUCUGGAAGACGGUUAGAUGGGAGACCUCUUUCGUAUGAGCCGCCAGCUGCAUCUUCUUCCUCCUCCUUUAGCUCAAAAGAUAAACAGCCCGCUGUUGCUAAUGGGAAUGGACAGGCUUCUGUAGCAAGUAGUAGCUCUGCUCGACAGGCUCAAGGAAAGCUUGUGUUUGGGGGCAACGCAAACCGUGCUCCCAAAGAAGCUCCAAAGGUUGGAGCUGGGAAAGAGACGAAAGCAGAGGAAGAGGAGAAGAAAGAAGAGCCUAAGUUCCAAGCUUUCACUGGGAAGAAGUAUUCGUUGAGGGGUUGAUCAGUCUCUGCUCAGUUUAUUUUAUGAUCCUCUCAUGUUUUGUACUAUAUAAGUAUUCGUUGUACUUCGAAUCAAACAAGGAAAAACAAAUAAUUUAAUAAAUUAAUUGCUUGAUAUGUCGCAGGGUCUGUGAUUUGGAAAUUGAAUCAAGUCAUGUCUUCUUCU